UGCCGACUAUGUCUUUGUACUGACGAUGACCUUCGAGUUACUGCUGAAAAUUAUAGCGAAUGGUUUAUUUUUCACACCAAAAGCUGUGGUCAGUGAUGUCGGUGGCGUUAUGACCAUGUUCAUCUACUUCACGAGCGUAGCGUUUCUGAUGUGGAUGCCUCGUCAUGUCGAGAUCAACUCCUUUGCUCAACUUCUAAUGAUAUUCCGUGCAAUGAGGCCUCUACGGGUAUAUACACUGGUUCCUCAUAUUAGAAGAGUUGUUAUGGAGUUCUUCCGUGGAUUCAAAGAAAUUCUGCUGGUAACCAUUCUUAUGAUUGUUGUAAUGUUUAUAUUUGCAAGUUUUGGAGUUCAAAUUGUCGGAGGCAAACUGGCUGCCUGUAACGACCCAACCAUCACCUCAAGGGAAAACUGUACAGGAAUAUUCUGGCAAAAGAUUUUUGUAACUCGACUUGAAGUGUACGGAAAAGAUGACGAGCAGAUGCAUCCAAAGAUACUGGUGCCACGAGUA
Molecule: messenger RNA, 508 nt
Organism: Haemonchus placei
Lineage: Eukaryota; Metazoa; Nematoda; Chromadorea; Rhabditida; Trichostrongylidae
Source: the annotation of a GenBank genome assembly